CCUUUUUAAACCUCCACUUUCCUUCCACGCACACCCCUCUCUCUAUAUCAUUGAGCUUCUCAUUCAUAGCACUGAGUAUAUCAGACAGUAGCAGUACUUCAUAUCAGUACAGACAGCCUGCAGGCAUCAUAACAUUAACAACCAAACCAAGCCAUGGCCACUAAACUGCCUCUUCUCUUUUUCCUCCUUUUCUUAUCUCUCACAUCAGGAUGGAAUGUGAUCAUGGUUAAUGGACAGAAAUCAUGGUGUGUGGCUAAGCCUUCAUCAGAUCAAGCAACACUUUUAUCAAAUCUCAACUAUGCUUGCUCUCAAGUUGAUUGCAGAGUUCUUCGUAAAGGAUGUCCCUGCUCUAAUCCUGACAAUCUCAUCAACCAUGCUUCUAUAGCCAUGAAUCUCUAUUAUCAAUCUAGGGGAAAAAAUCACUGGAAUUGUGAUUUCAGAGCAUCUGGCUUAGUUGUUGUCACUGAUCCAAGUUAUGGUGAUUGCAUUUAUGCAUAGAAGUGGAGGACUAGUUACUAGUGGAAUCUAUAUACAUACAUAUAUAGUAUAUUAUGCUUUUGGUUUAUGUUGCUGUAAUUUUUAGGUAUAUUGGCAUUUUCAACCUUAUGAAUAUUGGUAAUGUCACGUUACAUUACAUCAAAGUUUCCCUUGCUUGACCAAUUAAAUCAACCUUAUGGAUAUAUGUGUGUAUUUAUCCUGUGACUUGUAUGCAUUAGCAACUUUGUGGUUUGGUGAUAAA
Messenger RNA from Vicia villosa (hairy vetch), 739 nucleotides. RefSeq names its product major pollen allergen Ole e 10-like. The transcript is spliced from 3 exons. The record is from RefSeq and is a predicted model, not a curated record. Lineage: Eukaryota; Viridiplantae; Streptophyta; Magnoliopsida; Fabales; Fabaceae. The coding region runs from base 154 to 498 and encodes 114 amino acids.